This is a messenger RNA of Papaver somniferum (opium poppy), 1759 nucleotides long. Its product is annotated as ethylene-responsive transcription factor 3-like. Lineage: Eukaryota; Viridiplantae; Streptophyta; Magnoliopsida; Ranunculales; Papaveraceae. The record is from RefSeq and is a predicted model, not a curated record. The transcript has a single exon. Bases 201 to 926 code for a protein of 241 amino acids. Gene Ontology annotation, molecular function: DNA binding; DNA-binding transcription factor activity. Gene Ontology annotation, biological process: regulation of DNA-templated transcription.
AAAUCCCAUCUAGCAAGAGAGAGAGAAAGAAACAUCAGAAAGAAAAAAGAAAAAAAAUCUUGGUUGUAGGGGAGAUUUAAUUUAUUUUGUCAAGGAGAAGGAGCUGUGGAUUAAGGGCAGAUUUCGAGGCUCUGGUCCCUCCUCUCUUCAUUCGUCUCUCUAAAGAGAAGGGUCGUAUUCCGUUGGUUUCUUGUCAAAUUAUGAGAGGAAGAGGAUCUACAGCUGAAGUGACGAUGAUGGCAGGGGGAAGAAGUAAUGAAAGAUUAAAUCAUCAAGAAGAAGUGAAAGAGAUGAGAUACAGAGGUGUAAGAAAAAGACCAUGGGGAAGAUUUGCAGCAGAAAUCAGAGAUCCAUGGAAGAAAACUAGAGUCUGGUUAGGUACUUUUGAUUCAGCUGAGGAUGCAGCUAAAGCUUACGAUACUGCUGCUCGUAAUUUAAAGGGUCCUAAAGCUAAAACUAAUUUCCCAUUUUCACCCAUUCAUCCACAUCAAACAAUUUUUCAUCAACAGCAACAAAUCACCAAUUUUUACAACAAUCAAGAAUACCAACCGCAAAAUGAAAACCAAAAAGUUAAUAAUAUUGAGAGACCAACUAGUAGUAGUUUAAGUAGUACUGUUGAAUCAUUUAGUGGUCCAAGAUUUUCUUCUUCAGCCUUGAUUCAUCAUGCACCAUCUCAGCAGCAGCAUAAAAGACGGCGGCCUCAUAGACAACCAGCAGCUGUGCUUGAUCCUGAUCAAGGGUGCCAUAGUGAUUGUGAUUCUUCUUCUUCUGUGAUUGAUGGUGAUAAUCAAAAUAUAGCUUCUACUUCAGUAUCAUCUGCCUUUAGCAUCAGACACGAAAGACCAUUACCGUUUGAUCUUAACUUUCCUCCUCCUUCUUUGGUUGGCAAUAUAUAUAACGAUGAUGAUUUAGCUCUGUGUCUUUGAUUUGAUUAUCUCCAUGAAUUGAUGAGGGAGUUUUAGGAAGGAAAAAAUUUAUCUUCUUUUGUGGUUGUUGGUGAGGUUGUUGUUGUUAAUCAGAUUAUAGAUUAUAGGUGGGGUUUAAUUACAAAUUAGUGUUCAUUAUGAUGAGGUUCUUCAUCCCUUUGGGAUAGGGCUUGAUUAUGAAUCUUCAACUAUUUUCAUUGAUAUCAAAAAUUCUGAUCUCUUUGUAAUUGUUGAAGUCAGAUCUGAUAUGAUAUGAGGUUCUUUUUAACUUGAACCUCAUGGAAUUGAUCUGAUCAAUUGUUGUACUCUUUAUUUUACCUUUUAUUGUACAAAAUUUUAUCUAAUUCAAUGAAAGUAUGAGGAUGGGGAUGAUGAUAUAUAUAUAUAUAUAUAUAUAGAUAGAUAGAUAGAUAGAUAGAUAGAUAUAGAUGUUGAUCUUGAUUAACCUGUAUGAAAAGAAUUUUGUACGUUGCAGUUGCAGAUGUAGUAGAAAAAGAGUUUAAAAUGGUGUAUCAUUUGGUUGGUGUUUGGAGAAAAAGUUUAAAAAUUGAAAGAUACAUUCUACUACUUCUUCGUUGGCAGAUUCAAAAUGGUGUACCAUUUGAUGCUAUUGCCACCUUCGGAAAUCCUGAAUGUAAUUUCAGAAUAUGUUCGUGCUUUUCCUGGAUAUCUAUUUUGUUGUAAUAAAAGAUAGGAUCUUUCAUCCAUUGUAAUAAAAGAUAGGAUCUUUCAUUGAUAUCUUUUCCUGGAUAUCUAUUUUCCUGGAUAUCUAUUGCUAAAAUAAGCAGUUCCGUCCACCAAUUAUUAUGAAUUACUGUUACUCUGAGUUGGUU